This is a messenger RNA of Hydra vulgaris (swiftwater hydra), 1847 nucleotides long. Its product is annotated as histone-binding protein N1/N2. Gene Ontology annotation, biological process: CENP-A containing chromatin assembly; DNA replication-dependent chromatin assembly. Gene Ontology annotation, molecular function: histone binding. Gene Ontology annotation, cellular component: nucleoplasm. NCBI's taxonomy places the organism in Eukaryota, Metazoa, Cnidaria, Hydrozoa, Anthoathecata, Hydridae. The record is from RefSeq and is a predicted model, not a curated record.
CUUCUGCUAGACCUAAUUUAUUAACCGCUUUUAAUAAAAACGCGCGAAACAUAAAAAAGGUUAAUAAUAUCUUUAAACAUAACUUCAUUAAUAUAAAUAUCAAGAUACAAGUAAAAAAAAUGUAUUUAGAUAAUGAAAAAAAUGUUUCAGAAGAGGCACGCCCAUCGUCUUCAAAAAAUGAACCAAGUAAUUUAGAACUAGCAUAUUUACAAGAAUUACUGUCAAAAGGUAAACGGCACUAUAUUUGCAAUGAACCAAGAAUUGCAUUAGAAGUUUUUGUUGAACUUUGUGAGAAAGUUGCUGAUAUAUAUGGACAAACAGGCGAUGAGUGUGCAGAACCCUACCUUUAUUAUGCUAAAACUCUUUUAGAGAUGGCAAGGGUUGAAAAUGGUGUUCUUGGAAAUGCAGUAAAAGAUGCACCUGUCCUUGGUGAUACAGAAGAUGCAUCAGCAGAAGGUGAUCACGGAGAAGAGGUUGACAAUUUAAACAUUGAAGAAGAUAAUGAAGAUAUAACAUCUGAAAAAAGGGCUGAACUUAGGGCUAAUGUAGAGCAUGCACUGCGAGAAGGCAAUUUAUACAAUGAUGCAUUGACUGAUGAGGAGGAGGAGGGAAAUGAUUGUCAAGAAGAUCUUGAAGGCAACCCCAAAAAAUCUUUUGAGGUUUCGGAAGUUUGUGAACAAGGAAAAAAUGAAGAAAUUGAAGAUGAAGAAGAAAAUGUUGAAAAUGAAGUUACAAAAGAAUCAAGUGAUUGUGAAGCUGCUGAUGAUGAGGAGAUUACAAAUAUGCAACUUUCGUGGGAAAUGUUUGAACUCUGUUGUAUUAUAUGUAACCGAAUGAUAACUUAUGGAGAGGAAAAAAAAGUCAAUGAAGCUAAGUCAUUUCUGGCAGAAGCUAAGUAUGGGUUGGCACAGAUAAGUCUUGAAUCAGAACGCUAUGAUGAAUCAGUAGUUGAUUUUCAAGCAUGUUUGGAACUUUACAAAAAUAUUUUGACUGAUAAAGAGGACCGUAAAAUUGCAGAAGUAUACUAUAAUAUUGGAUUAGCACUCUUAUUUGAUAAAAAAUUUGCUGAAGCAAUUACAAACUUUGAACAAGCUGUUUCAGUUUUAGAGGCCAGAGUAAAAAUGCUUGAGAAUAAAGUUAAUGAAUCAGAAGAAAAUGGGGAUAAAGAUAAAAUAGAUGAAUAUAAAAAAGAAAUAACUGAACUAAAAGAUCUUGUUCUCCUUGAUAUGAUGGCUAAGAUUGAAGAUGCUCAAGAAAUGAAAAAGCAAGGUGAUGCAUCUGUUGAUGCAGUUAAAAAGUUUGCAAAAGAGAUGUUUAGCGGAAUAUCAAAUGGUUUUGAAGAAGGAUUUGACCAAGGAUUUGAUAAAGAGUUUAACAAUACAGCUACUUCUAAGGAUGUGAUAAACGAUAUUGGUUUUAAAGUUCGUUCUAUAAAAAGAAAGUCGGAGGACGAAUUUCCGCCAAGUGAAGCUAAAAAGUUCAAACCAUCAAAUGAUGCGUCUACUGACGAGCUUUAGAGAAGACAAGCAUUGUAGUGGGAAAUGAUAUGCCUUAGUAACUGAAAGCGCUUGAAUGAGCUGCGCAGCUUGAGUUAUGUAUUAAUCAAGUCAGAUAGUUUGAUAAAUUUGCUAGCUAAAGGUUGCGAUUACAAACAUCUUGAGGAAAAGUUUUGAAAAAUAACUGUUAAACUCGUUUAAACUUUUUUUUUUUUUCAAUUAAAAAAAAAAAACCCUUUCUUUUUCAGAAUCCAUAAAGAACGAUUAAAGUUAACAUGCAUCUUGUAAAUAUAUUGCUAACGUUAAUUUUUAAAUGUAUGAUUUUAACACAAAAAGAUAUUUCUUUUAAAA